This is a messenger RNA of Symbiodinium sp. CCMP2592, 6246 nucleotides long. Lineage: Eukaryota; Dinophyceae; Suessiales; Symbiodiniaceae. The record is from the annotation of a GenBank genome assembly.
AUGGCGAAUAUUGGAGAUGAGACGGAUGAGGAGCUUACAGGCCCCCCUGGAGCCACCGCCUCAGCGCACGGAAUGGGUCCUGCGCCUUUCAUGCAGCCACCGCCUACAAACCCUUUUCAGCCAACGAGCCCUACCAAUGCUGGAGGUGAAAUUGCUAUGACAGCUGCCGACUUGAGAGUUCUUAUGCAACGCAUGUCGGAGGCCACACAGGCUGCCAGUGCGGCUGCUCAAGCCGCCGCUUUUGCAAGCACGGCCCAAGGUGUUCGACCUAUGGGUGUUGGAGAUCUGACCAAGGUGCUACCGAAGCCGGAUCCGUUCCGGCCCACUACGAGAGAUGAGGAGUUUGCGCAAUGGCCUCAGUGGAGCUGGACGUUUGAACAGUAUUUAUCGUGCUUGGAACCAGAGUUCAGCAGCGAGCUUCGUGAGUAUGGCCGGCAGCAGACAGCAGUGAUCUUGAGUUCUCUUGAUGAUGGUGCCAAGCGGCGGUCUCGGCUGCUGUACGGCAUGUUGAAUGGCCUACUGUAUGAACGCGGCAGGCGACUGUUGCGAUCUGUUCAGGAGCAGAACGGGUUUGAGGCAUGGAGACUGCUCAGCAAAGAUCUUAUGCCAAAGACCCGCAAUCGAGUUUUAGCUUUGCUGCGUACGAUCAACAGCUGGCCGUCUUUUGCGGCCCAACAAGGACUUGCCCAGCAGCUGCUGCGACUUGAAAGCGCCUUUGAGGAGUAUGAGCGCCUCGAGCCAGGCGGUCUCCCGGAGAACAACAAGAUGGCCACUCUCCUCAGUUGCUUGACAGGCCAGCUCCGUCAGCAUGCCAAUGUAGUCAUAUCUGAAGACAGCACGUACAGUGAUUUGCGUGAGCUUGUGCUGCGUUGGGAUGGAGCUAACACGAAGUGGCAAACCAGUGUUGCUUCGAGUUACGGCCUGAGUGAUGGAAAGAAAGGCUUGCAUGAUACCGGCGAUGUUGCGCCGAUGGAUAUAGACCGUGUGCAUGCAAAAGGUGAUAAAGGCAAAGACCGCAAGGGCAGGCCCAAAGGCGGCAAAGGCGACAAAGGCAAAGACGGCAAGGGCAAGCACAACAAAGGCAGCAAAGGCGAUGCAGGCAAAGGCGACAAGGGCAAGAGCAAGGGAGGUAAGGACAAAGGUGGCAAUGCAAAGGGCAAUUGGCCCUCCGUGUGCAGUUGGUGCCAGAAGCCGGGGCACUACAAGCGUGACUGCUUUCAGUUCAAGGCCUACAUGCAAGGCCAUCAGAAAGGUGCCCGGCAGGUUCAGGCCAACUCUUCUGCAGCGUCCGAUGCCGGCACUAGCACGACUGCCCCAUCUUCUGCGAGUGCCCUUCAAGCCCAGCAAGGCAAAGCAGGACAGUCCACCGUUCGCCGUGUUGCGGCUGAGCCACUUGUUUUCGACAUGUCAGACCUGGAGGAUCCGUUUCCUUAUGAGCCCAAUGUCUGUAUGAUCACUGUGACUGCGCCACAGAGUUAUGCAAUGGAUUCCCAGGAUGAUGAUGACCAGUGGACCCUGCCUCCUGAUGACUAUGCUGUGCUUGACUUGGCGCCGAGUCCUGCUACUGCGUGUGUUCGAGCAGUGACUGACGCAGGCCAGUGUGUGAUCAUCGACUCGGGUGCCGACAUCUCUUGCAUCCCUGAGACUUUUCAGUCUUGUGGCCGUGCCGCUCGUGCACGACCGCUGCAGGUUCAAGAUGCCCAAGGGGGCGCGAUGAAGAUUCAGGCCGAACGGUUGAUAGAGUUUGUGCUGUUUGGUGGGCCCCGGCCCGUGGUCAUUCGUGAACGCUGCAUUGUGGCAAAGGUCAAGGUGACAAUGCAGGCGCAGGUCCUAUGUGCUUGCGCCACCCACGGAGUGGGCCAAGACUUGAUGUACUACAAUCCAGGUGCAGGUGAGGUCAACAACCACUCUGAGGACGAAGUGAGCGAGAGCGAGGUCCGUGAUGCCAACAGCCAGGUCCGUGAUGCCAACAGCCAGGUCCGUGAUGCCAACAGCCAACAGGUUCGUGAUGCCAACAGCCAACAGGUCCGUGAUGCCAACAGCCAACAGGUUCGUGAUGCCGACAGCCAACAGGUCCGUGAUGCCGACAGCCAACAGGUCUGUGAUGCCGCAUGCAGUCAUUCCCAGUUUCAGGUCACAGGUGAGGUCCAAGAGGUGUGCCCAAGCCAGGUGCAAGUUGCGUCCAUCCAGGUGCGUUUUGAGGCUAAGACGCUUGAGUCUCUCGAUUUCGGAUGGCAAGUCAGUUCGUCUGGUCACCUGGUGUGGAGAGGUCGCACAAGUAGGUUUGUCGAUCCGAGUUUCAUGGCGCCAAUCGGCUGGCCUCUCAGGAGCACCCUCAUUUGCCGCAGUGGGACUUGGUUUCUGCUUGAGCACUGCGUGCCGUGGGCUGACUUGAAAGAGGUUGAAGCCGUUUUGCCCGGAGGUCAGGUUGCUGAGGUAAUUUCAUUUUUGCACGUGCAGGUUGAGCCCGUGUCAGAGAUAGGUGUGCAGCUCCCUGCAGGCAUGACCGAACCACAAGGUCUGCCAGAGCCAGAUUUUUAUCAUUUUCGAGCAGAGACUGAGCAAGCGCCUGUCGGGACAGUUGAGCAUGAUCGUGUGGUGCCCGAUGAUGAGGCUAUGCAAGGCCUAGAGGAUGCAGCUGGACAACCGAGCCCAGCGCCAAUGCCACUGCCCGACCAGUUGGAAGCUGGAGAGCCAACCGACAAUGUCGAGCCGCUGAGCCUUGAUGGUGUGCUCAUUGCGCAUGACUCCAGCCUAGCUGUUCUGAAAACUGCGGCAGCCAAGCUGAACCUUAGUACGGCUGGCUCCAAGUCCCGCCUCUUCAGCCGUGUCAAGGGAUAUCUUGAGAAGCAGCGUUUGGCCUUAGAGUUGGAGCUUGCUGCCGAUGCUCAGUCCUCAGGUGAGAGGCAACCCAGGGUUCAACCAGUCGCAGCCGCGCCCACCGAGGCAGAACGAUUCCUUCAUGAGUGCACCCGCGUGCCUUUCAAGCCAUGGUGCCCACACUGCAUCAGCAUGCGAGCAAUGCCCGAUCGGAGUGAGUACUUGAAGGAGGGCCCCCGCGACAACCCAAUUAUUCAAUUUGAUUUUUCAUUUUCAGGGUACAGUGUGCCAGACGGCAUUUGCCACCUCGAUGCAGCUCCUGAGGACUCCCAGCGUGCACUUAAGUGCCUUGUGGCACAUGACAGCGCUACUGGCAUGAUCGCAGCGAUUCCAUGUGAGUCCAAAGGCGACACAAGGUACCUAGGCAUCGAGCUUAUGAGGUUCAUCCAAAGCCUCGGUCACACCACCGUGACCCUGAAGUGCGACAACGAGCCCUCCACUCUGACUCUGCAGCGAGCUAUCGUCACAGCGCGGCAACGGCUCGGGUUGCAGACGCUUGUUCAGAAUCCUGCCAUAGGUGCCAAAGGUUCUCUAGGCUUUUGUGAGAAGGCCAUUGACUCGGUGCGGAAGCUUGCAAACACUUUGCUUGAUCAGGCUCGUCACCGCACCGGCCUUCCCCUGCCUACAACGCAUGUUCUGUUUGCCUGGGCUUUUGUGCACAGUGCGUGGCUGCUCAACAGAUACAGAGUGAUUGGCAACAUGACAGCCUAUGAAAGGGCCUGUGGGGCUAAGUACAGUGGGCGAAUUGCGCCGUUCGCCGAACCGGUUUACUGCCAGCUUGAUGUUAAGCAGAAAGGCGACAAGCGGUGGAUGCUUGGAAUCCUGGUGAGCAAAUCCUCGCUCAACGACAUGUACAUCAUUGCUGGCAAGGACGGAAUACGACUGUCACGAUCCAUCCGCCGUGUGGGUCAACCUUGGGAGCUUGAAGUGCAGCUCUAUCGUGAGCUGAAGGGCUACCCUUGGGAUUAUGGAAGUGGUGUUAUAGGCACCAAGUUUGUGGCAAUGCCGAAGCAACGGCCAGCGGCUGUGGAUCCAGUGCGGGAUGGUGCACCGCCAAGGUCCCCUGAUGAGGCUGCGAGCGAGCCUCCAACACCUGCAGUUGAGGCACUGGGGAUGCCGGUUACGCCGUUGGGCGGGGCCGGAGCAAUGGCGCCACCGAGGCGCAAUGUGCCUCCUCCUGAGAGUGCUCGAGCAAUUCCAGAUGAGAGCAUGGCUGGUCCCGACGGCUGGGAAGUGCAGACCAAGCUGUGGUCCAUGGAGUCCGAGACGGACGACAGUUUCAUGAAUGAGGUGAAGGCCAAUCCCGAAGGGGAAGUGGCCGAAGAUGAUGACAGACUGUGGUUUCCCGACAAUGGAAGGGAGCCAGAGCUCGAUGAUGCCAUUUUGGCCGAGCUUGACAACCUUGCUGAUCAAGUUGAGGUCAGCAGACUGCUGAAGAAAUCUGUGCUAAGGCAUGCCACGAGUGAUGAUGAUCUGGGUUCGAUGAAGAGCCUCACUACAAAGUUUGUUCGAACGUGGCGGCACAAGAAGCGGAAUGGGGUUCCUUCAUGGUACCGCCGAUCCAGACUGUGUGCUCGGGAGUUUCGGUGGUUGGAUGAGUCCAAAGAAGGGUUGUUUAGCCCUGCUACAAGCACGGACAUUGUGCGCCUCAUCCCGGCGCAGUGGCUGAAUUGGAAGCAAUCGCGGCCAUCCGAGCAGUAUGCCAUUUUGGCGCUCGACGUGAAAGAUGCAUACCUUGAGGUUCCCCAGCCGACGCCAGUGGUUUCCAAAGUGCAAGGUCAAGACCUCGUGUUCAUGCGAAUGGUUCCGGGGCAACGUGAAGGAUCACAACAGUGGUUCUCACACUUCUGCGAGUAUCUCGGAGAGCACUUCGUGAUUGAAAAGUGCAAGGAGUGCCCUGCGGUAGUGCAUGUCAGCAGCAAGCCAGGAUCUGAUGGAGUUUGUGCAGACAAGGGUCCGGGCAUGAUCCAUGUUGAUGAUUCCUUACUUCUUUUGCCGCUCCAGUGGGCCCGCGAGUGCUUUCUUCCAGUGAUUGAACAGCGAUUUCAGAUCACGUAUGAGCUUGCAUAUGAGGUGGGUCAUUCUUUCAGUUUCCUCAAGCGUGAGCAUACGAUUACAGAACAGGGUAUUGUGAUUCGGCAACCCUCUUCCUACAUUGAGCAGAUGAAGCAGACCAUGAAUGUCACGCAAAACAACCGACAACGGGUUCCAUGUUGGAGUGAACUUCGUGCUAAGGACACCACCCGUGAGCUCAACCACACCGAUGCAAGCAAGUUUCGACAAGCAGUGGGAACAGCCUUAUACAUAUCUUGCGACCGGCCCGAUGUGGGCUAUGCUGUGCGCAUGCUUGCAAGCUACAUGGCGAGGCCGACUGAGCAUGCAAAGGUUGGUUUGAUCAAGCUGAUCCAGUACCUUAUCAACACAUGUGAUUAUGGGAUCCUGAUGAAGUUUGCCGCUCCUGGGACAAGGAAACUGAACGGUUAUGUGUAUGAUUCUGGUUGUGCAGAUGACGCUGAGCGUAAUGUACUGGAGGUGUUUUCGGAUGCCGACUGGUCAGGGUCGAAGAAGGAUCGUCGAUCAUAUGGUGGAGCGAGUUUCUGUGUGAACGGACAAUAUGUCCACUACAUCUGUAGAUCUCAGAAGUGCAUCAGUUUGAGUUCGAUGGAAAGCGAGUACUACAGUGCUGUGGGAAGCGCGUGCCAGGGGCUGUUCAUGAAGGCUGUGAUCGAGUUUAUGAGCCGGAGCCCCUGCGACCGGAUCCUGUAUGUUGACAACCAAUCGUGCAAGGCCUUCUGUUUGCGUCAGGGAGUUACAAAAGCCAGCAAGCAUUUCGAGGGCCGGCUAUUGUGGUUGCAGGACAUUGUUCAGCAGAAGCGGCUGCGAGUGGCAAUGCUUUUGCUUAUGAUGCCGAUUCCUGCGGAAGCGAGUGCAGUGACAAGUGUCAACAUGAGUGCAUGCUUCUUCCUUGCAGUGCUUGUUUCGAUGUACAUGGCAGUGUAUGCAAUGGAGAGCACGGCAGAGCAUGGUGCCAAUGGUGGUGAUGAAGGAUGGCUGUAUAUUGCAGCACCCGGCGGGCCGUGGUACCGUCGUGGGGCAAUGUAUGCCGCUUGUGUUAUGAUGGCGACAAUUGCUUGGAGCCUUGGGUCAAUUUCGGCCGGUUUCUUUCGUGAUCGCAUUGAGGUCCGAGAACUUGGAGCUUUGUGUUCGGCUCUAUGGGAUGAGCAGAAGGACGAUAAGAGGGCGCUUCACGAGCUGAAGCGCGAGAAUCGUUCAUUGCGGGACGAGAACGCGAUGAUACAACUUGAGUUCUAUGAAAUGCCUCACGGAAGGCAGUGUGCAAUGCGUGAUGCUACCACGCAGACAUGA